Microplitis mediator is the source of this 8750-nucleotide messenger RNA. RefSeq names its product signal-induced proliferation-associated 1-like protein 1. Gene Ontology annotation, molecular function: GTPase activator activity; protein binding. The record is from RefSeq and is a predicted model, not a curated record. The transcript has 5 exons. NCBI's taxonomy places the organism in Eukaryota, Metazoa, Arthropoda, Insecta, Hymenoptera, Braconidae. Gene Ontology annotation, biological process: regulation of small GTPase mediated signal transduction; activation of GTPase activity. Bases 1734 to 7022 code for a protein of 1762 amino acids. Gene Ontology annotation, cellular component: cytoplasm.
UUCAGUACUGCUACGGCACCAGCUCUUUCUCUCUCUCGUUUCUUUUCACCCCCGCCAGCAUCGGCAUCACCAUCUCCACCGCCAUCACCAACACCGACGAAACUUUUAAACAUCGGUUCGUAUUCGAGCUCAGUUGCACUCGUGAGCGUUCAAAGUGUCACGACGCUUACCUUCAUCCUAUUUUAUUCUUCUCUCGUUCGUUUCGUUUACCUGUACUGUGAUUGUGUAUUCUUAUUCUAUUGAGAAUUAUAUAUAUAUGUAAUAUAAAUAUAUACUCAAAAUUACUGUACUCUUACGUACAUUACGUACCGCGAUCAUUGUUAACUCCGUAAUACAAAUAAUUAAACUCGUUCAAUCGGAUUUAAUAUCGCUAAAUAUAUAUUUUUUUUUUUGAAACAUUUCUUAACAUUUAUUGUAAUUGUAACGCAGCUGCCUUUACUACCACACCAUUAAUGUAUACCUAUACAUAUACAUAUACAUGUAUAUAUAUUUACUACUCCAUAACAUAACAACGACAAUACAAUUCAAAGAACGAACCCCGUCAAGCUUCUCUUAAAUAACUUUGCCAAGUACAAAGAAAUUUUUUUCUCGGACUUCUUUUUUCAGUCCCAUUGACUUUGACACAAAGAAUGCAGGGUAAAAAAAUUUUGUCCAAGUAAUAAAGUGUAAGUGUAUAUACAUAUUGGAGUUAAGUGGAUUGGAGUAGUAUAGUGCAGAGUGGACAAUUAAGUUUAUAUGAAUGGUUUUUAAGUUUACAAGUGAAGUAUAUUUGUAUGAUCUAGUUUAAAAAUAUAUGUAAAUAUAUAUACAUACUGUAAAGCAGAGCAACAGUUAUGAAAUCAACGGACACGCCAGAUCUCAAUAUAAAGUCCACAUGUGCGCAAGUUAUGUGUCGUCUUGGGAGCUUCAGGAAUUUACGGACCAGCAACAGGCAAACGAAAAUGUUAUUGAAGCCGCGUAGGAGGUAAACAUUUUAAUGAAAAAACGUCUGGAGGAAAAAAUUAACCGCCAGGGUACGAAUGCUCCGGACUCCCAUGUGCUGAUGUGUUUUAUUAUUUUUUAUCGCAGUGUAGUGUAAUUUCUUAGUCUUCAUGUUUUUUUAAAUGUAAUUUAAAAUAUAAUUACUGGUAUGAUUGUUGGUGUCGUUUUUUCAGGACUAAAUGCUUCCUUGGCCUUAUUAAUUGUGCUCGGUCUCAAAUGCGUUUUGAUACCUUUUUUAAAUGGACUCACUACAAAUAUACGUAUAGUUCCGUUGUCUUGGAACAACAACUCGAGGCCAUUCAACAUCACGGCUACUAUACCACCUCCUUCUAUUCAUGUAUUUCAUAGUAGAAUGUGACAGACUAAGACAUGCCGGUGCUCCUGCUUGCUGCUUACUUACUUACUUACAUACUUACCAGUUACAUUAGAGUGGACUACUCCGUCGUAAAUAUAACGAGUCAUUGCUAGUUGUAGUGCAGUGUAUAUCAUAUUUUUUACACGAGAUUUAUUAUUUUAUUUUAUUUUUUUUAAUGUUUCCGCUUAGUGUAUGUGACGUUCACCAUGUAAUCGUUGGUUGGGUGAUUAUAUCUAAAGGCAACCAGCUCAGAUGUUGCAUUGCGUGUUGCUAGUUUUUAAUCAAUGCAAGUGGCUGGUAUAAGUACACUUACUGGGAUUAAUAAUACAUGUUUUUGUUGCUGCUGUUGAUGUUAUUAUUGUUGUUAAUAGAUGAUAGUGGAUGUUGAAUUGAUGUGAUGAAACCUUUUUGUAGUGAUUACAUGAGGAAGAUUUAUCAAGAAACUGAAACUUCAGCUAUAUUGGCGAGGAAACGAGAGAGCGGGCUACCGCUCGCAUUUCCGUGUCUGUCGCGCCAGCGACAUUCAACUUUAUUUCAUAAUAAUGACGAGAUGAUUGCUCAGCUGGCGGUGAUGGGCGGCGGAAGUGGCGGGAACGGCGGUGGGAGCCGUGUCAGUCGUGGCGGGCUUACUUUGCACAGAUCAAAUUCCAGUUUAGAAUUGCCCCACAGUCCAGAACGCUCUGGACGUGUGACUGAUGCUCAGCCACUUCGACGGGAGUAUGGAUCCCACGGCAGCAUCGACGUGGUUGCCGGACAGUGUAAUCCAGCAAGCGGUAAUACAACAGGCGAGAACAUCUUUGCGAUGCUUCAAGACUUUAGAAGUGGACGUUCUUCGGCGGAUCGUCUUUACCCGCAUCCUCAUCAUCAUCACCACCAUCAUCAUCAACACGCUGCUGGUCUCGACUCAAGUAUUUUGAAUGCGGGCGGUGCGUCAACUGAUGAAGUUUGUGGGCCAACAUCUGCAUCAAGUCCUAAAGUUCGAUUAAAAAUAAAUCGUCUUUGGGGUGGCAAAGAAAGCCCACCCACUGGUGUUUCAACUCCUGCUACAGUUGUGUCGAGUGAUCUUGAAGAACGUCAUCGACGUAGAGCAUUUGUUCAUUACGACACGCAGUCAUUGACCGCUAAUCUCGGUUACGCGGCUAAAUUACGCGGGAUACUACUGGCUAGACGUAGAAAUACGGCCACUGGAGCGUCUGCUGCUAGUACUAUAAGAGCACCCACGCCUGACAAUGAUUCACCCGAGGGCAAUGAGGUGGCUGAUGAUCCCGGCGACGGUAAAAGUAAUGAUUUACUUGAGUCAUGUCCGUUUUUUCGUAAUGAAAUUGGCGGUGAAGGAGAACGUGAAGUGGCACUGGCAAGAUCACCUAGUCCUACUGUCGGUGCUCAUCGGCCUUCGUUGUCUUAUGGAGUAUCUGUACUUGAACCAAUGCCCGGUGAAACACUUUGGAAGCACACUUGUCCUCUACGUAAAAGACUCUUGCCGAUUGAAAGUAUCGACGAAGGCGCACGUUACUACAGGAAAUAUUUUUUCGGCAAAGAGCAUCAAAAUUGGUUCGGUAUGGACGAGCAACUUGGCCCAGUGGCAAUAAGUAUUCGCAGAGAUGGCAAUCAUUACCGUAUAAUUGUACGUACAUCCGAAUUACUCACUCUCCGAGGGUCAAUACCCGAAGAAGCCCUAGGAUUACGUACAAAUCAAGGAUCUCGAAUACCAACGCGAGAAAUAUUAGAACUCGUCGCGCCGGAAGUACAACUGGGAUGUCUACGAUUAGGAACGCCCGCAGCUGAAGAAACUCUUGCUAGACUAGAUGAGCAGGGACUCUCAAACCGUUACAAAGUUGGAGUUCUUUAUUGUCGCGCUGGUCAACGGACUGAAGAAGAAAUGUACAAUAAUCAGCAUGCCGGGCCAGCAUUUCUUGAAUUUUUAGAUACAGUCGGUCAACGAGUUAAGUUACGAGGUUUUGAAGGUUACAAAGCUGGUCUUGAUACUAGGACAGAUUCAACGGGUACUCAUGCUGUUGCCGCAACUCACAGAGGAUCUCAAUUAACAUUUCAUGUAGUAACAAUGCUACCAUUUACGCCAAAUAAUCGACAACAAUUACUCAGGAAACGUCAUAUCGGUAAUGAUAUCGUAACUAUUGUAUUUCAAGAGCCAGGCGCAUUACCAUUUAGUCCACGAAGAAUAAGAUCACAAUUUCAACAUGUAUUUAUCAUCGUACGUGCUAUCAAUCCAUGUACUGAUAACACACAGUACAGUGUCGCAGUAUCACGUAGCAAAGAAGUGUCUAUUUUUGGGCCACCAGUACCGCCAGGUGCAACAUUCAAUAAAGGCAAAUCAUUUGCUGACUUUAUUUUAGCUAAAGUAAUAAACGCUGAAAAUGCCGCCCAUCGUUCAGAAAAAUUUUCGACAAUGGCGACGAGAACCCGUCAGGAAUAUUUAAAAGAUCUAGCUGUCAACUAUUCAACCACCACAAUAAUUGACACUGGACAAAAAUUUUCCAUGCUGUCAUUCAGUAGCAAAAAAAAAGUUCCAGUCCGUCCGCGGUUGGCCUGUGAUGCCUCACAACGCGGCGCGAUCUGUUGGCAAGUUAUUUUAGAGGAGAGUAAUCAAAAUACCGACUGUUAUUUGGGUAUAUCAGUAGAUACUAUUGUACUAAUUGAAGAACACUCAAGGCAAACUGUUUUUGUGUCUCCCUGCAUAAAUGUCUUGGGCUGGCAUGCCCAAACUAAUAGCUUACGUUUGUAUUAUCAUCAAGGUGAGUGCAUCAGUAUUCAUGUACGACCUGAUUAUUCAGAGAGAGAUGAAAUUAUGGAGAUAGUAGCGCGUCUGCGUGCAGUAACACAGGGGUCACCGGCAUCGGAGUUAUCACUGAAGCGCAAUUCCUUAGGGCAAUUGGGUUUUCACGUCCAACCAGACGGUGUUGUUACCCAGGUUGAGCCAAUGGGCUUAUCAUGGCAAGCGGGUCUAAGACAGGGUUCGCGUCUCGUUGAAAUUUGCAAGGUUGCUGUGUCGACCCUGAGUCACGACCAAAUGGUUGAUUUGCUUAAAACUAGUGCCCAAGUAACGGUAACUGUUAUACCCCCAACAAAUGAUGGACAGCCACGUCGUGGUUGCUCGCUACAAUCUUGUCAGUAUUUAUCAACAAAUUAUGAGAGUGACUAUGAGAAUGUUAAUUCUGAAAAUGUGCCGAGUCAACAGAUGGCUCAGCAAGUUCAUCAGACGAAAAAUUAUGAGCGGUCUACAAGUCCACCGAGAUCAAGCAACAGCUCUGGUUACGGUACUGGUUCUAGCUCCCGGUCAUUCAAUGAUCCGCGAUUUAUUCAAGAGACUACAUCACUAUCAGUUAAUAAUGUAAAUACUAAUGCUAGUGGUAGUGCUGGUGCUAGUGGUAGUGGAGGUACUGCUGCGACUGCUAGUACUUCUGGUAAUACCAGCAGCAGUCAUAACACUGAUGAACGAUGGUACGAUUUAUUUGAAGCUCCUGAGCAAGAUGCAAGUCAUCGCAUUGACGGGACUCCGCCGCCACCUUUACCCGCCAGACAAAAAGAACGCAAUGAAUUGCAUGGAAAAUCAACAACUGAUCAAUUAAAGCAUCAUCACGAUUACUACUCGAAAGAAUCGAAUUACGUUUCCCCGCGUGUCAUUCAAGAGAGUAAUUAUCAGCGGCUUGAUGAAGCUAAUCGUAGUAAUACUAAUAAUAGUAGCAGUAACAGUAAUAAUAAUAAUAAUAGUAGUAGUAGUAAUAAUAAUAAUAAUAAUAAUAAUAAUAAUAAUAAUAAUAAUAAUAAUAAUAGUCAGGAAGAUCCAGCUGCUAAUUAUGCUAGGAUACAAAAAGAUCAUGGCUACUGGUAUGGAUCGAAUCAUGGACAUCAAAAACAAUCUCCUUCAAGUUCAUUACCGUUAAACCAUCAAAACUCUGGUUACAGUUCAAAACCCGUAGCUCCGAGCAAUGGGAUUCGUUACAAUGAACAAGUUAAUGGUAAUGAGCUUGGUACUGUUUAUGACAACGAACCGAGUCGUGUUUUACGGAAGCCAAAGAACGAUUUUGAAACGAGAGCAAGCGAAUGGGAUCGCGGAGGCAGCGGUGUUGCAACUGCUGGUAUUAUUAAGAAUGAAAAUUACCAAGAAUCAAGACCUGUUGAUAAUUUAAGUAAUGAAUCUAACAGUAAAUAUCGAGAUCGUCAAGUCAGUUCCUAUGAUUUUGUUCCUCAUGAUUAUGAUAGAAAAAAAAAUAAUCAUAAUGACAAUAUUAUAAAUAACACAUCAGAUGUCAGUCGUAUUAAAACAUUAGGAUUAAAUUACGAUGUUAAUUUAUCGCAACGUGAUGACAGUAUUAAUAACUCAUCAACAUCAACAUCAACAAUACGCGAACCAACACAUGAAUUUAUAAUUGGCGAAAAAGUAACGUGUAUUAAAAGUAAUUUACCUGAACGUGUACUAUCACGUAAAUUAGCACAUGAGUAUAUGAGGAAAGAUUACACGUCGUCGAGUUUACCACCCGAGGUGAGAAUAUUUGAUGGCAAUAAUUCAACAUCAUCAUCAUCAACAACAACAACAAUAAUAACAGCAUCAGACAUACCAACAAUGCCAAGUGAAGAUGAAUUACCAUUGAAUGCAUGUGAAAAUUCUUCACCUGCAUUACGUAGAACUGGGAAACAUCGUCCAGGAAGUGGUACCAGUAGUGGUGCCAGUAGUGCUACUUCUGUUGCUGGUGUAUCGAAUUCCAGUCCACGAAAUCAAUCACCCCGUCCUAAAUCGAUUGUUAGAAAUCAGAUUAGAAAUUCAGCGAAUUUAACCUCCAGUACUCUACAAGAAGAUCUUAUGAAAUUAAUAAAUCCUGAUUUCAUCGCUGAUGAUAAUACUGGCAGUGCCUCGAGUAAUAAUAGUAAUAUUAUUAUAAGUGAUGAUAAUUACAUCGUUAACGGUAAUAACAGUGAGAAUAAAAUAAGUAAUUUGGUAGAUAAAAAUAAUGACAUUAUUAAAAUUGUUAGUAGUAAUAAUAAUGUUAUUAUAAAUAAUAAUAAUAAUGAAGUUGAAAUACAAAAUAAAUGUAGAUCUAGAGAAAAUUUAUGCGGCAGUAGUACGACAACAUUGAGUGUAUUAACGUCAUCAACAAGACAAGAUAAUAAUUGCAAUACAAAUGUAAAUGCUGGUUCAGAAGUUAUUUUGACUAAAGCAAGACCUGCUACGGUUAUUUCAAAUACGAGCACCAACACAAGUCCAGCGCUUAGUGAAAGCAAAAUGACCAAGGAAGAAAGACUGUCACCGCGAGUUACUAAAACACAUGUGCCUUUAAAAUCAACAAAUAAUUCAACGUCUGCUGGGAGAGAUUGUAAAAAUAAUGCAGGUGACGGUGAUGACAAUGACCUGUGGGCUGCUAAUAAUAAUUACGAUGUCAGUAAACGAUUUGCAAAACAAAAUAAUCUAGAUCGGAGUGAAGAAAAAAUUUAUGAAUCAACUGGCAAUAUAACAAACACGGGUUCCAAUAAUUCGGUGAUUGAUUUACAGGGUCACCUGUCAAAUUUAGAACUGAGAGUCGCGCGGGAAACGAGAAGACGUUUGUCACUUGAAGACGAAGUCAGAAGAUUGAGGGAUGAAAAUCGUAGAUUACAAGACGAAAACCAUGCGGCUGCACAACAAUUGAGGCGAUUUACCGAGUGGUUUUUUCAAACUAUUGAUCAUCAGUAAUUUAUAUAUUUAUUAUUGAUGAUUUUAUUGGAUAUAAAUUUAAUAUUUUUCAAAAUUUUAAAUUUAUCUAUUGUUAAAAUUUAAGGAAAUAAAAUUUAUUUAAUUACGCAGGGUAGAGGUACCAGUUUUGGACACUUGAAAAAUUAAAAUAAAAUACGCAUUGAUAUAUUUUAUUAUUUCCAUGCGUUCAAAAAUAUUUUUAUCACCCUUAUAAUGGAAAUUUUAUUUUAUACUUUUUCAUUAAUUUAAAAUAAGUAUUAAAUUUCCAAAUAGAGCAGUGGCCUUGUGGUACUUCUACCCUACUUGAAUUAAGAUGAUAGUAAUUUAUUUGAUAAGAAUUUCUUUUUUUUUUUUUUUUUUAUGACAAAAUAUUAAUACAUUAUGCAAUUGAACUGCCAACGCCGAUAAAAUGUAUUGUUUUUUUUUCUAUACUAUAAAAAAUUUCCGGAGUGAACGCGGAUUAAAUCCGGAGUGAGUGCGGAGCCGACUGUUUAUUUAUUUAAUCUCCUGGGAGUGAAAUUUACUUCAAAGCGGAGUUUAUUUUAAUAUUAAAACUCUGAAUCGGAGUGAAAUAAAGUCCAGAUCACUCCAAAAUCACUCCGCUGAAAAAACAAACUCUCUAUUUACUCCAUAUCCGGAGUAAUUUUUUUUAAACUCCGAAACUCCGAGCGACGGAUUUGAAUAAAAUCCGUAAUCACUCCUGAUUUUUUAUGGUGUACUUUUGUUAUACCAACUAAAUAUAUAUUUUUUAUAAUUAUAUAAAAAUUAUAAAUUAAUUUUUUUUGUUUACGGGCCAAACUUAUUUUAUUUUCUUUUCGUUAAAAUACGUAACGAGUUAAUCGUGCGUUUGCAGUAUUAAAAAAAAAUAUUAAUUAUAAAUUUAUAAAAAUAAAUUAAUAUUUACGUAUUCAAGAGUGCUCAUGAUUAAUAAAUAAAUAAAUGAAUGAAUUUAAAAAAAUAAUAAAUAUAUUUCAGUACCAUAAUUGAUGCGUUUGUAGCACGCGACAAACUGACCAAAUAUAUUUAGAUAACUAAGAAUAAAUAAUUAUAAAUAAAUAUUAAUAUUAUUAUUAAAAAAUAAACAUUAUUUAUCUUUUAUAAUUAUAAUUAACUUUUAUAUUACGAUACUAGUUGCCUUAAAAAAAAAUAUUUGUAAAAAUUUAAAAUAUAUUAUAUGUAUUUUUUAUAUUUCGGCGUACAAUUGUUAUGAUUAAUAAUAAUUAUAAAUAUACUAAGUGAUAAUUAAUUAAUUAAUUAAUAAAUAAAUAAAUGACUUGUAAUAACUGAUCCCAAAUAUAUAAGUGAAGGAUAUUUAAAAAUGUGUACCAUUUUUAGAAUAAUAAAAUAGUUUAUUGUAAUCCACAGAGAAAAAAAAAGAGAUAAAUGAAGAAAAAAUAAACAAAUGUCUUGUAAUUUUAAUUAAUGCCUUACAUUUAUCACUACUGUAGUUUUAGUGACAACACUGAAAUUACAUUUUUUUAAUUGUAUAUAAUUAAUAAUUAUUUUAGUUUAUCAAGAUCUCUAUGGAGGACAUUUAUGAGUAUGGAUUGCAUUAGGAAUUUUAAGCAAUUAGGAAUUAUUAUUUAAUUAUUAUGUUGUAAUUUAUUAUUAUUAUGGAUAAAUUUUAUUAUUAACUGUUACUGUUUAUCAUAAAUUACUAUUUUCAAUUAAUGGAUGGGUCUAUUUUUUAUCAGCAAUAUUUUUCGCUGAAUAAGUUGAUUUUAUUAA